This is a messenger RNA of Esox lucius (northern pike), 2520 nucleotides long. It is a transcript of the gene smyd5, whose product is annotated as SMYD family member 5. Gene Ontology annotation, molecular function: protein binding; histone H4K20 methyltransferase activity. The transcript has 13 exons. The coding region runs from base 38 to 1282 and encodes 414 amino acids. The record is from RefSeq and is a predicted model, not a curated record. NCBI's taxonomy places the organism in Eukaryota, Metazoa, Chordata, Actinopteri, Esociformes, Esocidae.
AAAUGUCAGAGUUGAAAGUGGAAAGGUUAUUUCAAACAUGGCUGCCCCCCAAGAUGAUAUGUUUUCUUUCUGCGUGGAGCCCACCAAAGUUAGCAAUUAUGUGGAAGUCAAAUUUAUUGACAAGAUUAAGGGCAAGGGAUUAUUUGCCAAAAAAGCCAUUAAGAAGGGGGACACCAUUUUUGUAGAGCGCCCACUUGUCUCAGCACAGUUCUUGUGGAAUUCCCUGUACAAAUACAAAGCCUGUGAAUACUGCUUGCGUGCUCUGGAGACUGCAGAGGAUAAUGCCCGGAGACUCACUGGCAUCCCUGGUCUUAGUCUACCCCAUCCCGAGUUGUGCAGCGUGUGCCCUGAGAUGCACCAAGCGUGCCCACAAUGUCAGGUGAUGUACUGCAGUAUCGAGUGUCGGCAGUCUGCGGCAGAUCAGUACCAUCGAACCCUAUGCCUUGGUUCCUCCCAAGAUGACCCCGAUCACCCCAUCAACAAACUGAAGGAUGCCUGGAGGAGUAUGCACUACCCCCCUGAGACAACCAGCAUCAUGCUAAUGGCUAGAAUGGUUGCAACUAUCAAACAGGUGCCAGACAAGGGGCGGUGGCAGAAGUUUUUCUCUCAGUUCUGCAGUCGUGCGACCAAUGAAGAGGAGGAAAUUGCACACAAAUUGCUUGGAGAGAAGUUCCAAGGUCAGUUGACCUUACUACGAACCUUGUUUGCAACUGCACUUUACGACGAUCAACUAAGUCGGUGGUUUACACCUGUGGGAUUUUGCUCCCUCUUCUCCCUUGUUGGGACCAAUGGACAGGGCAUAGGUACCAGCUCUCUCAGCAAAUGGGUUCAUGCCUGUGAUGCACUGGAGUUGACUAGCCAGCAGAGGGAGCAAUUGGAUUUCUUCAUUGACCAACUAUACAAGGACAUAGAGAAAGAGACCGGUGACUUUCUGAACUGCGAAGGAUCCGGGCUCUUCCUACUUCAAAGCUCAUGUAACCACAGCUGCAUACCGAACGCGGAGGCAUCUUUCCCGAACAAUAACUUCUUGCUCCACCUCAGUGCAAUUGGUGACAUCAAUCCUGGAGAGGAGAUCUGUAUCAGUUACUUGGACUGCUGUCAGCGUGACAGGAGCCGUCAUAGCAGACACAAAAUCUUGAGGGAGAACUACCUGUUUGUCUGCUCAUGUCCAAAGUGUGUGUCUCAGAUGGAUGAGCUGGAUCUGACGUCGGACGAGGAGGAGGGGGAGGCCGAGGGGGAAACGGAGGGGGAUGACAUGGAGGAUGAGAUGACUGAUGUCUGAGAGGGGGGACCAGGUCUGGUCCCUACCUCCCACUCACCCUCAAUCCUACUAUCAUCCACACAAGUUAACUGUGCACAUCUGCGCGGUUAAGACCAAGCCCAAACAGACACCAAACAACUGUAAUUGUGUCAUUUUGUUUAAUGUGUGAUUUAUUUUAUUUUUUUCCAAAGAAGAUUACUAUCUUGAUGCCUCAGAUCUCUCUUGAAAGCGUUUCCUCAAGUAAAUGUUCAAGAACAGACCUCGUCUUUUACCUUUAGUGUAAUGUCUGCAUAUAGGAAAAUAAAUCAUCCAGCUCAUUAAUGUUUUUAAUUCAAUACAGUUUAGUACCUCUUUAAACCAUUAAACUAUAAACAGGCAAAAUAAAAAAAAUCCUCAGAUGUUGUGAGCAUUUUAUGGUGUAGCUAAAUUCAGGCAAACCAGGAUUUUGCCUGUUCUGAGAAGGAUAAUGCUCUUGCUCAACCUAUGAGGGAAAACAUUAUAGUAUUUACAGUGUAGAUAAAGGAACCUGCCCAAAUGUAAGUGCAUAUAUAUAUUGAUUUGAGAGAUCUAUCAAGGAACCUAAGAAACAUUCAUUGCAAUGGGGUAAACAUCAACCAAGGUAUUAAAUUGAUACCUUGAGCGGUAAAGAUGUUAACUAUUUGCCCUUUAUUGAGGAGAACUGUUUUUCCGCAUGAGUGAAAUUGCUGCUACUGCCCACACAUGAAUCGAUACAAUAGCAGUGACUGUAAUUUUCAAUCCCAACAUUUUCAUUUUUACUGGACAAGUAUGGCAAACACCGAAUGACUAACCUCAAUUAUCUCAGUUGGCAUUCAGAGCUGUGGUGCAUAGGAACAUUGCUUUUGAUGUCACACAAGGACAUGUUGUAGUAUUAGAAAAACAGCCAAUACUGUAUGAGAAUCCUAACAAUUGUCAUUUCUACCACUCUAGCAUAAACCAUUGAGAUUAAAAUGCCACCUCUUUUUGCUUUAUUUAUAUUCUGCUUAGUACCAUUUGAUUUUAUUCAAAAGUUAAGCAAACUGGCAUUUUUUUUGUCAUUAUCACCUAUGAACCCAAAGCCAACUUUGCUUGAAGCUAAUAUUAUGUGGGUACCUGGAUUUGAGUUAUAACUUGCAUUUCUGAGAAUAUAAAAACUGUAUUCCUGGUCACAUUUUGUACUUCAUCUGCUCGUCUGACUUUUCUCUAUCUGUAAAUAUUGGUAACUCUAUUUUAAGGGUCUAUAAUAAACCGUUUAGAAGGCA